AUGUGCACGCGAGGGGCUGGCACCGCCAUGCGAUCGAGCGAAAGGCGCAUUGUGACGGAGGACAUUCGAAUCUUGAACGACGCGUCUGUCGAGAAGACCGACGCCCACGCGGGCAAGAUCGUGGACCGCCACUGGUACGAGCGCAACAAGCACAUCUUCCCGGCGUCGCGCUGGGAGACGUACGACCCCGAGAAGGUGUGGGACACUUACACCACGCACGGCCACGAGGUGCAGACCAAGUGA
Monoraphidium neglectum is the source of this 243-nucleotide messenger RNA. RefSeq names its product protein FAM50. Gene Ontology annotation, biological process: chromatin organization. Lineage: Eukaryota; Viridiplantae; Chlorophyta; Chlorophyceae; Sphaeropleales; Selenastraceae. The transcript has 4 exons. Bases 1 to 243 code for a protein of 80 amino acids. The record is from RefSeq and is a predicted model, not a curated record. Gene Ontology annotation, cellular component: nucleus.